CACACACACUGCCGUACGACGUUAAUCUCUCAACUGGCUGGAGGAAACUUAAUUUAUUCGUUACCCUGGAAAACAAAAACAACAACGGGAGGCUUCGAGCCGAGCGACGAGCCUCGAACACAAGUCGGACAUGAGCGAGGAGAUUGUAUGCAAUAGCCAUUCAGUCACUGUCUUAAGCUGCACCAAGUCCAUAUCUCCAGUUCACGAUGAAAAGACGAUCCAGCUGACACAGGAGGGGAGGUGCUCUCCGAUAUGCUGCCAGCAGAAUGAUGCCCAGAGGCAGGGAGAGGGCAGGAGAACAAAUAUCAUCAGCGCCACACCAAAAGACUCACAGACUGAUUUCCCGGAGAUGGAGAGCAGCUACAGCCAGUGUUUACCCUGCUGGUCAGAUGAACAGCGCUACCGCACUCAGACCUGCCUCCGUUCCCCGACCGAGCUCGCCAUGCCCCGCAGCAACAGCUUAUCUCACACUCCGCUCCACGCCAACAACAACGGCAGCGCUCUCCACGGCCACCAGAGGAGAGGAGUCCGCCUCAAGGUCAAAGGAAAGAAAUCCACGCUAAGAAUUGCAGGAGGGAAAAACUCCCAAAACCGAAAAGUUACUGACUACUAUCCAAUAAGACGAAGCUCCAGAAAGAGUAAAACAGAACUUAAGUGUGAAGAAAAGAAACACAUAGACGAUCUCAUCACAAAGGGAAUAGAGGAAGGAAUGGAGGUGCAGCAGAUAGAAGGAAAGGGGAGAGCGGUGUUUGCCACUCGGUGUUUCCGGAAAGGCGAGUAUGUGGUGGAGUACCACGGAGACCUGCUGCAGAUCACCGACGCCAAAAAGAGGGAGGCCGAAUACGCUCUGAACCCCGCCACUGGCUGCUACAUGUACUACUUCCAGUACCUCUGCAAAACUUACUGUGUGGACGCCACAAAAGAGACCGGUCGAAUGGGUAGGUUGAUAAAUCACAGUAAAAAUGGAAACUGCCAAACCAAACUCCACGACAUCAACGGGGUCCCUCACCUCAUCCUCGUUGCCUCUCGAGACAUUGACGAGGGCGAGGAGUUGCUCUAUGACUAUGGAGACCGCAGCAAAGCCUCCAUCGCAGCUCACCCGUGGCUCAAAUACUGAUCGGAGGAAACAAAACAAAAAAAGGAAAAGGGAAACGUAACAGUAACACUUGUGUUUCUCAUUAGCUAGUGUACAAAAUGCCUUAGAAACAGAA
Messenger RNA from Morone saxatilis (striped sea-bass), 1211 nucleotides. It is a transcript of the gene kmt5aa, whose product is annotated as lysine methyltransferase 5Aa. The record is from RefSeq and is a predicted model, not a curated record. NCBI's taxonomy places the organism in Eukaryota, Metazoa, Chordata, Actinopteri, Moronidae. Gene Ontology annotation, molecular function: histone H4K20 methyltransferase activity; protein binding. The transcript has 7 exons. The coding region runs from base 131 to 1117 and encodes 328 amino acids.